AUGCAGCGCAGCCGCUACCCAUCCAACGCCACCGAGACCAAGCUGAUGGCUGCCACCCUGAGCCAGCUGUAUUGGUCUGCCGUCCACUCGGACUAUACCGCUGAAGAGCGAGAGAUGUGCUGGGCUUUGAUUUUGGCCUUGCCUAGCAUGUUGUUGUCUGCUCCCUCGACCGCACUGUCUACGAUUGACCUGCGCAAUAUGUUUCACGAUCGUCUCCGUUGGCUUGUGACGGGGCAACUAGGUCGGGUCGUGGACGCCAUGCGCAAGGCAGUCGCACGCAAGCAGAGCCGUCGAGGACAGCUGAACGCCGGCGCGGGCGCCCACCCGAACGACGCAGUCGACCAGAGCCUCAGGUCACUCGUCCGCGACCCGGACCUGGCGGACGAAGCCUGGGCAAACCACGUCACGAACCGUCUGAACCGAGGUCAGAUUGCCAAAGCAUUUGAUGCCGAUAAGGCUCGUGCCGUGAUUGGUAAUUCUGAGGUUCAGGCCGUGCGCGACCUCUUGGUACCGCCCGGGCUGACCCCGUACAUUGCUUCGACACCCACCUCCACGUCUACACUGGCACCAGCCACGGCUGCGAGCUCCCCAACCGUGUCCUUCACCAAGGGCGAGCUCCCCAAGGCGUUGGCGGCCACCAAGGGUGUCACCGACCCCUAUGGUUGGUCUGGUGAGCUUCUUGCCUCCAUCUACCGCAUCAAGGAGCACUUCAGUCAGGUCUUGGGCCCACGCCAGGGUUCUACCAGCAACCCGACUGCUCCUCCUGAUGGAGACGCGCCUCAGUGCCCCACCACCGCCACUGGAGGUCCUCAGGUUGCCUUGAACAAGAUCUUUCACCACAUUGCCAACAACACCGUGCCCGAGUCGAUUCGACAUGCCCUUUGCUCCAUCAACUACACUAUCCUGGAGAAGGCCAAUGGCAAGUUUCGACCCGUGGGCACGGAUUCCAUCUUCAACAAGGUUGUCAACCGCGCUCUGCUCGAGCAGCAGCAGCCCCAUAUUGCCCACUUGCUACAGGCCAGUCCAGAGCUGGCGUCGGAGUCAAGGACGGCAUUUCAGCAGCGCACUGACUACCGCUGCAAGAUCAUCAAAUACCUCGACGACAUUGUACUGAUGGGUCCCGCGGAGGACGUGGCGGCCGACGUGGAGAUUGUCAAGGCUCGUGCAGAGUCUGCUGGCCUUCAUCUGCAGCCCAGUAAGAGCCGCUUCUACAUGCCUCGCCACCAUCCCGCUUCCAUCACUGCUAUCAAGUCUGUAUUGCCAGAUGCCAUGCGCGAUACGGCCAACACGGGCAUGACGGUCUUGGGAACGCCGAUUGGCCGUCGCGAGUGGAUGAAGAAGCAGCUGAACGACAAGGCAAAGCACAUUGCUGGCAAGCUCAAUGACAUGCUGACGACCGGUGUCUCGCUUCAGGCCCUCCUCACAGCCAUGCAGUACGUGCCUAGCCUCAUCAACCACCUCUACACGCUGCCCCCAAGUCUCACGUCGGGCUUGUCCGAGCUCUUGAACCGUGCUUGCAAGGACACCUUUGUCAAAGCCUUUUUUGCCAAGGUAAACCUGUCUGCACCGGCUGGAGCUGAAGGUCAUGACGUUACGCUGGAACAGCUCCUUGAGGCUCGCCUCUUCACGCGGGCCAACACCGGGGGCUUUGGCCUGCACGACUUGGUUGAGCGCGGUCCGGUGGCUUAUGUCUGCAACAUGGCCAAGCUGGCCACUCGCUACCCUCGGGUCUACGAUCGACUUUUGGAGGAUGCAUCGAGGGCUGCCGACUUUGAGGCCCACGUGCAGCGAGCUGGCUUCCAGAUGGCCACGGUCAAGGACGCGGCGACCCAGCGACCAGCGGAGAUCAUUGCCCUCCGCUCCAAGGCGGCACUGGACGACCUGAUGGCCAAGUGUGCGCUGGACCUGCAGCAGGCAUAUCUGGCCUCACGCGAGUGGGGCGUUGCCUUGAACAAGAUCUUUCACCACAUUGCCAACAACACCGUGCCCGAGUCGAUUCGACAUGCCCUUUGCUCCAUCAACUACACUAUCCUGGAGAAGGCCAAUGGCAAGUUUCGACCCGUGGGCACGGAUUCCAUCUUCAACAAGGUUGUCAACCGCGCUCUGCUCGAGCAGCAGCAGCCCCAUAUUGCCCACUUGCUACAGGCCAGUCCAGAGCUGGCUGUCGGAGUCAAGGACGGCAUUUCAGCAGCGGUUGGCAUGGCCUUUGGUGAGCUUCAAGCCUGUGAGUCUACCCCGGGCUGGACCAUGCUCUCCCUCGAUUUCAAGAGUGCCUUCAACUACACCGACCGAGCACGGCUGCACGAGAUUGUGGCCGACAAGGUCCCUGGCCUCUUGCGCGCCUUUGAACGACACUAUGCUCGACCCACUACCCACUGCAUUGUCGACAAGUUCUUCAAGGUGAUUGACAUUGAUGUUGGCCAAGGCAUUGUGCAGGGCAACGAGCUAUCGCCCUUCUUCUUUGCCCUGUACUCCUGGGUGGGCGCGCGGAGUGCGGUGGAGCGAGGAGGGGAGUCGCUUUCAUCCGAAGACAUGGUCAAAACAUCCGAUGGGCCUCGCAUCAGUGUCUGCGAGCUGCUCAAGCUCGCCCGGCAUCCACUGAUGCAGCGCAGCCGCUACCCAUCCAACGCCACCGAGACCAAGCUGGUGGCUGCCACCUUGAGCCAGCUGUAUUGGUCUGCCGUCCACUCGGACUAUACCGCUGAAGAGCGAGAGAUGUGCUGGGCUUUGAUUUUGGCCUUGCCUAGCAUGUUGUUGUCUGCUCCCUCGACCGCACUGUCUACGAUUGACCUGCGCAAUAUGUUUCACGAUCGUCUCCGUUGGCUUGUGACGGGGCAACUAGGUCGGGUCGUGGACGCCAUGCGCAAGGCAGUCGCACGCAAGCAGAGCCGUCGAGGACAGCUGAACGCCGGCGCGGGCGCCCACCCGAACGACGCAGUCGACCAGAGCCUCAGAUCACUCGUCCGCGACCCGGACCUGGCGGACGAAGCCUGGGCAAACCACGUCACGAACCGUCUGAACCGAGGUCAGAUUGCCAAAGCAUUUGAUGCCGACAAGGCUCGUGCCGUGAUUGGUAAUUCUGAGGUUCAGGCCGUGCGCGACCUCUUGGUACCGCCCGGGCUGACCCCGUACAUUGCUUCGACACCCGCCUCCACGUCUACACUGGCACCAGCCACGGCUGCGAGCUCCCCAACCGUGUCCUUCACCAAGGGUGAGCUCCCCAAGGCGUUGGCGGCCACCAAGGGUGUCACUGACCCCUAUGGUUGGUCUGGUGAGCUUCUUGCCUCCAUUUACCGCAUCAAGGAGCACUUCAGUCAAGCCCUCCUCACGGCCAUGCAGUACGUGCCUAGCCUCAUCAACCACCUCUACACGCUGCCCCCAAGUCUCACGUCGGGCUUGUCCGAGCUCUUGAACCGUGCUUGCAAGGACACCUUUGUCAAAGCCUUUUUUGCCAAGGUAAACCUGUCUGCACCGGCUGGAGCUGAAGGUCAUGACGUUACGCUGGAACAGCUCCUUGAGGCUCGCCUCUUCACACGGGCCAACACCGGGGGCUUUGGCCUGCACGACUUGAUUGAGCGCGGUCCGGUGGCUUAUGUCUGCAACAUGGCCAAGCUGGCCACUCACUACCCUCGGGUCUACGAUCGACUUUUGGAGGAUGAAUCGAGGGCUGCUGACUUUGAGGCCCACGUGCAGCGAGCCGGCUUCCAGAUGGCCACGGUCAAGGACGCGGGGACUCAGCGACCAGCUGAGAUCAUUGCCCUCCGCUCCAAGGCGGCACUGGACGACCUGAUGGCCAAGUGCGCGCUGGACCUGCAGCAGGCAUAUCUGGCCUCACGUGAGUGGGGCGUCAGCACUGUCUUGACCAUGCGGGGUCGGGACAAGUUGCGUCGCUUGAGCGACACGACCUUUGCCAUUGCGGUCGUGUCCAUGAUGGGUUUUAUUAGAGGCACAAUCUGA
Molecule: messenger RNA, 3957 nt
Organism: Monosiga brevicollis MX1
Lineage: Eukaryota; Choanoflagellata; Craspedida; Salpingoecidae
Exons: 6
Coding region: 1-3957 (1318 amino acids)
Biological process (GO): translation
Cellular component (GO): mitochondrial small ribosomal subunit; ribosome
Molecular function (GO): RNA binding; structural constituent of ribosome
Source: RefSeq, a predicted model, not a curated record